Molecule: messenger RNA, 855 nt
Organism: Daphnia carinata
Lineage: Eukaryota; Metazoa; Arthropoda; Branchiopoda; Diplostraca; Daphniidae
Product: transforming growth factor-beta-induced protein ig-h3-like
Exons: 5
Coding region: 1-855 (284 amino acids)
Biological process (GO): cell adhesion; extracellular matrix organization
Cellular component (GO): extracellular matrix
Molecular function (GO): cell adhesion molecule binding
Source: RefSeq, a predicted model, not a curated record
AUGGCCCCAAUGCUGGAUUCACUCACCAACGCCACAUUGUUCGCACCCAAUAAUUACGCCAUCCGCGCCAUCCCCGACGAGAUCAAACAGUCAUGGAUGAAUAACCCCGAAAAGCUGAAACAAGUUCUUACGUACCAUUUGAUCCAGCCCGGAGUUCGCCAGGCCAAUCUCGCCAACAAUCAACUUGUCGAGACUGGGCUUAAGGGUCAGAGUGUUCGCAUGAACUUUUACCAGUCGAUACCAUUUUUCAACGCUUCACCCCUUCGAGCGAGUGUGCAGUGUGGCGCUGUGUUACGUUGGGAGCAGGACGCUUGCAAUGGCAAUGUUCACAUCAUUGAUCGUGUUAUGAUUCCUCCAGAGAACACCAUUACUCAAUGGCUAGCUAAUAAUCGCAGUUUCUCUAUUAUGACGACGCUUCUAAAGGAUACCAGACUCAAUGAGAUUCUCAAUGCUGAAGGCACCUACACCGUUUUGGCUCCUCCUGAUGUCGCGUUUUAUCAGAUGCCCGAGGAGGUUUUGUCUGAGAUUACCAAAGAUGCUCGUAAAGCUGCCAACAUUUUGAAACAGCACAUCCUACCUGAACACAUGUGCUGCUCCGGAUUCCGUGGUGACUGGUUCAGUAGCAACCGUCGCCGUACUAUAGAUGGUAGCUGGAUCUCUCUACAGCGCCACCUUGACGGAAGUCUGACCGCUGGAGAUUCUCAUGUCCUUGCCUGCGAUCAGCUAGCCCUAAACGGGGUCAUCCAUGUCGUCGAUCAGGUAAUUAUGCCAAAAGCAAAUGCUUUACCCUUUUUAUCUGGCACUCGUCGUCUUGGACUUCCUGGUAUGGAAUUGAUCUUGAACCACGGCAAGUAA